Pistacia vera is the source of this 2134-nucleotide messenger RNA. Its product is annotated as protein ROOT PRIMORDIUM DEFECTIVE 1. Bases 119 to 1549 code for a protein of 476 amino acids. Gene Ontology annotation, molecular function: RNA binding. NCBI's taxonomy places the organism in Eukaryota, Viridiplantae, Streptophyta, Magnoliopsida, Sapindales, Anacardiaceae. The record is from RefSeq and is a predicted model, not a curated record. The transcript has a single exon.
UCUUUAAUCAUGUCUACCAAUUUCCCCAGGCAAACACACUCUUCCGUCUUCUCCUCUCCGAUCAAGAAUCAAUCAGUUCAAAACCCUAAACGCCCACCACCCAGCACAAGCUCACAAAAUGCCCGUCUUCUUGUCUUUCACUGCCAAACUUUUGAAACUUAAAACUACAUCAACAACAACACUGAACACAGUUAUCUCAUUCACAGGUUACCACAACUUAAUAUUCCCAAAACACAUGUCCCAGAAAUGCACUUCAAUCCCUAAAAAACAAGAGAGAGUCCGCGACCACGCUUACGAUGACUACAUGGAAAUCGAAAAGAAGACGCGCAAAGUCCUCAAAUUUCAGCCUUUAAUCAUGUCCCAAUACAACGAAACACUGCCUAUCUUUCGCUUAGACAUGCUCUCUCGCCGCAUUGGCUUCAAAAACCAUGAAGCUGGGAAGUUUCUCCUCAAGUUCCCACACGUUUUUGAAAUCUACGAGCACCCAGUUAAACGAAUUUUGUACUGUCGUUUAACACGAAAAGCUAUUCUCCAAAUUGAACAAGAAAAACAAGCUUUGGAUGCCCAAAUACCGGAUGCUGUGACCCGUUUGAGGAAGCUUCUUAUGAUGUCCAAUACGGGUCGGUUACGGCUUGAACAUAUUCGGAUUGCGAGGUCUGAAUUCGGGUUGCCUGAGGAUUUUGAGUGCUCGGUAAUUCUUAAGAACCCACAUUAUUUUAGAUUGUUUGAUGCUGAUGACACUAGAAAUAAAUAUAUAGAGCUUGUUGAGAGAGAUAAUAGUUUAGCUGUUUGUGCUAUUGAGAAAGUUAGAGAAAGAGAUUAUAGAGAGAAAGGUAUUGAUGAAGAAGAUAUUAGGUUUUCGUUUAUUGUGAAUUUUCCACCUGGAUUCAAGAUUGGGAAAUAUUACAGAAUUGCAGUGUGGAAAUGGCAACGGGUUCCUUAUUGGUCCCCCUAUGAGGAUGUAUCAGGGUAUGACUUGAGAUCACUUGAGGCGCAAAAGAGAAUGGAGAAGAGGGCAGUGGCAACUAUUCAUGAAAUGUUGUCGUUGACUGUGGAGAAGAAGUUGACAUUGGAAAGGAUUGCACAUUUUAGGUUGGCAAUGAACUUGCCGAAGAAGUUGAAGGAGUUUGUGCUUCAGCAUCAGGGAAUAUUUUAUAUGUCAACAAGGGGGAAUCAUGGGAAACUUCAUACACUGUUUCUUAGGGAGGCGUAUAGGAAAGGGGAGUUGAUAGAGCCAAAUGAUUUAUAUUUGGCAAGGAGGAAGUUGGCCGAGUUGGUUUUGUUGAGUCCUAGGAAGAUGAUGAUGGAUAGGGCGUUGGUUAGCUUUGGGCGAGAUAGAGAAGAUGACAGGAUGCAGCGUGUUAGAAGGGUUUAUGAAGGGAAUGAUUUUGACAAAUAUGGGGUUGAGGAAAAUGCUGGAGGAGUUGGAAAUGGGGAGGAUGAUUUGAAUUCAGAUUUGGGUUCUGAUGUUGAGUCAGAUAGUUCAGAUGACGAUGAUGAUUGUGAUGAAAUUAUUGGUGCAGAGCAGGGUGCCUGUGUAAGCGAGUGAUUUGGAACUUAGAUCCAUUGGACACUAUGGUCAGAAACAUCAAAGAUAUCUUUAAAUGAUCAGAAUUUGUGAAUUGAGAAUGAUGAAUGACUGGCAUGGGUGAUAGAUUUCUCAUCCAAGGUUGAAGAAGCACCUCAUAUUGGGUUUCAGUUCUUAAAGAAACUUAUAUUUGAGAGGAAAAACAUUUUAUACAGGAAGUGCACUUUUGCAAUUUUCUUCCCUAAAGUGGAGUGCUUCAACUUUGAAGUAUGGCAAACUUUUUUGAGCCCUGGUGAACAGAUUUUGGGAUUCUAAUUUGUGCCAUGUCUUUUUCCUUGUACUGAUUUGGCUAAGUAGUUGAAGAAGAAACUUUCAGCCGUCAAAGUAAUUAAUGUAUUUGAGUUUGAAAGUUGAAGUUGCGAGAGCUUUGGCACCAAGAUGCUGAUCUUGCCAUCAUGAAGUCCAGCUGGAUAACUGUUUCUGAGGUUUUGGUGCUGUUGGGCGUUGUCAGAAAUAUCACUAAUAAGUUGGUGCAAUGAAAUAGAUUUUUCCUUAAUGUAUGUACACACAAUGGAUCAAAGUCAGUAAAGAUUUAGCUUAUCCUGA